This is a messenger RNA of Dictyostelium purpureum, 2688 nucleotides long. RefSeq lists its product as uncharacterized. The record is from RefSeq and is a predicted model, not a curated record. Bases 207 to 2618 code for a protein of 803 amino acids. The transcript has 3 exons. NCBI's taxonomy places the organism in Eukaryota, Evosea, Eumycetozoa, Dictyosteliales, Dictyosteliaceae.
GUUAAAAAUAACGAAAAUUUUUUUUUUUUUUAUUUUUAUAUACAUAUUAUAUUAAUUAUACACAAAAAUCUUUUAUAUUUUUUUUUUUAUUUUUUUUUUUUUAUAAAAAAUUUUAAUAAUAAAUAAUUUUAUAUUUCAUUAAAAAAAUAUUUACACCUUUAACGAAAUUUUAAAAAUAUAAAAUUUUUUUCUUUUUUUAAAAAAAAAUGAUAUCUUUAGAAGAUAAUUUAAAAUUUAAAGAAGGUCAUCUUUCAAUUUUAUCAAGUGACGGUAAAGUUUUCAAAAAAAGAUAUUGUGUAUUUAAAAAUAGAAUUUUAUUUAUUUUUGAAAAUAAACAAAGAUCAGAUAUUCAAUCAUCAAGUUAUCAGGUAUUACAUUUUAUACCUUUAAUUAGAUGUGGUAUAAUAGCAACAGCAAUUCAAGAUGGACCAAAUGGAAAACCAUUUUGUUUUAAAUUAUCACACGAAAAUGAUGAAAAUAUUUUUUAUUGGUUAUCUGAUGAAACUGAAGAUGGAAUGAAAGAAUGGGUUAGGGUUUUACAAAUGCAUUGUUCCAUCCAAAAGGAACCAGAAAAAGUUCAAGUUAGAGGUCGUUCAAAAUCAAUAGCUUUUAAACCUGGUGCUCUUCAAAUUGCAGGUAUCUCUAAUUUUAAAGGUUGGCUUAAAAAAUAUACUACUGCUGGUACAUUUAGACGUACGUUACAAUGGAAGAAAAGAUGGUUUGUUUUAAAGGAUAUGGUUUUAUACUAUUAUGAUAGUCCGGAAUCCAAUGAAAUUAAAGGCAGAAUCUCAAUUCCAAAUUGGAGCGUAGAAAUCGACACAAAUAUACCAAUUGGUUUUUGCUUUAACCUUUCACAUCCUGGUUAUGAGACUAUUACUCUUCAAGCUGAAAGUGAUGAAGAAAGAAAGAAAUGGGUCCAAAAUAUUAAAGAAAAUAAUAGAAUGCUUACCAAAACAUUGGCCUCACCAUCAGAAGUAGCUCAAUUAAAACACUGGAUAAAGAAAAUAACAUCUUUAGAUAUUCAAAAUGAUCCAACUGAUUUAGUUUGUAAUGCCUCAUUUGUUGCAAAUAUAUUGGAUAAGGUAGGUUUCAAGGUUCAAUUAACCGAAAGAUCAAAUCAAUCUCAAAGACAGGUAGAUAAUGAAUGGACCAUCACCAAUUUUGAUAAUAUUAUAAAAGCCUUAGUAUUUAAAGGUGUCAAGUUCGAACAAGAGAUCAUACCUGAAGAUUUUAUCAACUCUGAUCCAAUGGUUUUAAAUUUUGCAAUAUCAAUUAUGAAUCAUUUCGAUCCUCAACCUGCCAUUAAAAUUAAUAAUAUAAGUAUAAAAAAUAAUAAUGAUGAUAUAGGUACAAAUAACAAUAAUUAUAGUAAUAACAGUAAUAAUCAUGUUCCAAUUGGAUCAAUACCAAAAUCAGUUUCUAGUUCAUCAAUAAAUACUUCAGCACCAACAACACCAAGAUCAAUGGUUUCAGAUAUUUCAUCAAAUGACAAUCCAACAGAUUCAAAUAAUACAAUAAAUUUAAAUAAUAAUUUAUCAGUUAAUAAUACUAUUGCUAGUAGAAAGAGUUCAAGUUUUGAAGUUUCUAAAAGAGAUAUUAAAAAAUUCUUUACCAUUGGUAGAAGUAGCGAUACAAGUAAGAAAUUUAAAGAAGAAAAAUUAAAAGAGGAAAAACAAACUGAAAAAUCAAUAGAAAAAUCAACAGAAAAAUCAACAGAAAAAUCAUUACCAACCGAAAAUAAAACUCCAGUUAAACAACAAGAGCCCACUAUGCCAACAAAGCAACAAGAGCCUACAACACCUGCUAAACAAGAGCCAACAAUAGCAACUACACCAAUUAAACAACAAGAACCAGUUUCACCAAUUAAACAACAAGAACCAACACCAAUUAAAACACCAUUCAAAUCAAAGAGUGAUGAAGAAGAUAUCAAUAUCAUUAGCUCAUUAGAUGUUAGUUUAAAUUUAGAUUCAAUUCUAUCACCAGCUCCAGUUCACCACAAUGAUGAUUUUAACGCAACACCCCAAGCUACUCCUACCAAAUCUUCACCAAGAUUAGUUUCACCAUUUAGAAAUUUAAAAAGAGUCGAGACUCAAGAUGUGUUGGGUGAAUUUGACAAAAUUUUUUCAUCUCUUUCAAAAAUUUAUAAAAAUUGCGAAGUCUGUAAAGAGCCAAUUGCAAGCGAACCAAUUGAAAUUUCAUGUGGCAAAGCAUGGCAUAAAGAUCACUUUAAUUGCUGUGUUUGUUCAAAAGCACUUUUAGGAUUUGAAGAAAUACCUUUUAUUGAAAGAGAAGAAAAUAUUUAUUGUAAAGAAGAUCACGACAAAACAUUUAAAGAUAGUAAUUGUAUAGAAUGUAAUAAAACAUUAAUGAUUACAUUUGCAUAUAAAGGUAAACUUUUAUGUAGAGAACAUUAUUUAAAUUAUGUUAGUGAUACUAUUUGUCAAAGUUGUGAACAACCAAUAGGAUCAAACAAACCAUAUCAAGAAUUUGAAAAUAAAAAAUGGCAUGUUGAACAUUUUAAAUGUUCAUAUUGUAGUAAAACUUUACCCGAUCCUCUUGUCGCUAAAUUUAAAGCCUCUAAACCUUACUGUGGUGCAUGUCAAAUCAAAUUGUUUUAGGGAAAAAAAUUUAAAAAAAAAAAAAAAAAAAAAAAAAAAAAUAAACUAUUUUAGUUUUUUAUUUAUUUCC